Rotaria sp. Silwood1 is the source of this 2226-nucleotide messenger RNA. The record is from the annotation of a GenBank genome assembly. NCBI's taxonomy places the organism in Eukaryota, Metazoa, Rotifera, Eurotatoria, Philodinida, Philodinidae.
AUGUCCGAAAGUAUAUCACUGUCUCGUGACUUAAUAAAACGACAUAGAAGUACAAGCAAAGAAAGAGAACAUCGUCAUCAUCGAUCCCAUCAUGAUGAAUAUGAAACAAAACAUCGACAUUCAUCAUCUAAACGAUCACAAUCACCUGAUUCAAAACAUCGAAAAAUUGAUGAAACUUAUAAAGUAAAAAAACAAAAUGAUAAUAAUGACAUUUUAGAACGAAAUUCAACAGUUAAUAAAACAGCAACAAUAAUGACAAAUUAUAGUAAACCUUAUGAAACAAAUUCCUCAAAACGUGUACCAUUCUCACUAGAAGCAAUGCUUGAAAGAAAUAAAAAAGAACAAGAAGCAACCGCAAAGCCCAAAUUUUUAACUAAACAAGAACGUGAAGCUACUGCAACACAGCGACGGCAAGAAGAAGUGGAAGCAGUGCGUCAACGCAAUGAAGAAAUGCUUAAAAAACAUGAUACAUUCAGUAAAGAAGCUCAACGAACUGUUGUAAAAGAUGAUCAAGGACGCGAUCGAUAUCGACAUGAAAAAGUUGAUCACAGAGAUCGAUCAAGUAGCUCAAGUGCUGAUGAAGAACGUGAAGAAGCAGCUGUUAAGGAACGAUACCUUGGCAUUGUUAAAAAAGAACGUAAAGUUCAUCGUUUAAAUGAUCGAAAAUUUGUUUUUGAUUGGAAUGAAAAUGAAGAUACAGCCGUUGAUUAUAAUCCAAUCUAUAAAGAAAAACAUCCAAUACAAAGUUUUGGUCGUGGUCGUACAGUAGACAUUGAUACUGAUAAACAAGAAGAAGAAGAUCGAGUAGCAAGUCCUUUGUUAUCUUAUCGAGAAAAAGAUGAAAACAAUCGUUAUGAUGAACGUCAUUGGUCUGAGAAGAAUUUGGAAGAAAUGACUGAACGAGAUUGGCGUAUCUUUAAAGAAGAUUAUGAUAUAACAACAAAAGGUGGAAAUAUUCCACAUCCAAUACGAUCAUGGAAUGAAGCUGGACUUCAAAAAGACAUUCUUGAUGUUAUUAAAACCUGUGGUUAUAAGGAACCAACACCGAUUCAGCGGCAAGCUAUCCCAAUUGGCUUACAAAACCGAGAUGUAAUUGGUAUUGCUGAAACUGGUUCUGGUAAAACAGCAGCAUUUCUUAUUCCUUUACUUUCUUGGAUUCGAUCGUUACCAACAGCUGAUAGAUCUCUUGAUGCUGAUAAUGGACCAUAUGCACUUAUUUUAGCACCAACUCGUGAGUUAGUACAACAAAUUGAAAAAGAAGCAAUCAAAUUUGGAAAACCAUUAAAUAUAACCGCUGUCUCGAUCAUUGGUGGUGUAUCUCGUGAAGGGCAAGGUUUUAAACUUAAUCUCGGUUGUCAAAUUGUUAUUGGUACACCAGGUCGUCUUAUUGAUGUACUUGAAAAUCGCUAUUUAACAUUACAACAAUGUACUUAUGUUGUUAUGGAUGAAGCUGAUCGAAUGAUUGAUAUGGGUUUUGAAGCUGAUGUUAAACGUAUUCUUGAAUAUGUACCAGUGACAAAUCAAAAGCCAGAUGAUGAACUCGCAGAAUAUACAAAAGAUUUUGCUUCAAAACAUAAAUAUCGUCAAACAGUAAUGUUUACAGCAACAAUGAAACCAGCUAUCGAACGUUUAGCACGUACAUAUCUUCGUCGUCCAGCAUCUGUUUAUAUUGGUUCAAUUGGUAAACCUAAUGAACGUGUCGAACAAAAUAUUAUUAUGUGUUCAGAAAAUGAGAAACGUAAUAAAUUAUUUGAAAUUCUUGGACGUGGUAUUGUUCCACCUAUUAUUAUAUUUGUUAAUCACAAAAAAACUGUUGAUGAGUUGGCUAAAGUUUUAGAUAAAACAAAAUAUCAUUCAUGUGCCUUACAUGGUGGGAAGAAUCAACAAAGUCGAGAUUUUGCUUUAGGUCAAGUAGAACAAGGCAAAAAAGAUAUUCUUAUUGCAACAGAUGUUGUUGGUCGUGGUAUUGAUAUACAAGAUGUUUCACUUGUCAUAAAUUAUGAUAUGACUUGGACUAUUCAAGAUUAUACACAUCGUAUUGGUCGUACAGGUCGUGCAGGCAAAUCAGGCAAAGCAAUAACAUUUUUAACUAAACAAGAUUCAGCAAUAUUUUCUGAAUUAAAAGAAGUUAUACUUCAAUCACCUGGAUCACACUGUCCGCGUGAAUUACUCAAUCAUCCUGAUGCAAAACAUAAAUCUGGAACUAUGGUUACAAAACGUAAUUAA